AUAAUCUCACACUUCACCCUUUAUAUAACCAUCUUCAUCCUUCCUACGCCAUUUCUCUCUUAUUUCCAACACACAAUUUCGUUGAUUCUCUCUCAUUUCCAUAUUCGAAAAAAAUCAAGUUCUCACCAUUCACCUUCCACUAUGACAUCAUAUUCAAGGAGAUCAAGGUAUUCCCCCUCUCCCUCGCCCUCGCCUUCUCCAUACAGGCGAUACAGUAGGUCUGUUUCCCGAUCUCUUUCAAGGAGCGUAACACCAGAUGUGGAAAAUCCAGGAAACAAUUUGUAUGUGACAGGACUGUCUCCUAGGAUCACCAAGAGGGAACUGGAGAAGCAUUUUUCUGCUAAAGGAAAAGUGGUAGAUGUUCAUCUGGUUGUUGAUCCAUGGACAAGGGAAUCCCGUGGUUUUGGAUUUGUGACAAUGGAUACUUUAGAAGAAGCUGAUCGUUGUGUGAAGUAUCUGAAUCGCUCUGUACUUGAAGGUCGUGUUAUUACGGUUGAGAAGGCUAGAAGACGACGUGGUCGAACCCCAACACCUGGGAAAUAUCUUGGUCUCAAAACUAUUCGAGGACGGCGACGCUCUCCAAGCUACUCUCCUCGACGAUCGCCUAGCUAUUCUCCUUAUAGAAGAAGCUACAAUCGUUCACCUUAUUCAUCAGACCAUAGUAGGAGUCGCUCUUACUCACCUGAUUACAGGCGAAGGAGGUCUUACUCUCCUGACUACAGGCGAAGGAGGGCAUACUCACCAUACUACAGUCGACGCAGAUCGUACUAUCGUUAUGACCGGCACAGAUCAUAUUCUCGGUCUCGCUCUCCUUACAGCAGGUCUCCUGUCAGAAUGCGUGAUAGAUCAUACUCUCCCUAUGGUUCCAGAUAUGAAUCACCUGAUGAUAGCUACUGUGGAAGGUACCGUUACAGGUCGGUUUCUCGAAGUGUUUCACCAAGGCCAAGGAGGUCAAGGAGGAGCUACUCGCGAAGUGCAUCUCCUGUUCGAAGUGUCUCCCCCAGGGCAAGAAAGAGAUCAGGAAGGAGUCAUUCAAGAAUUUCUAGAAGGAGUGGCGGUUAUUCCAAAGUUAAGCAUUCUCGAUCAAGAAGCUCAAGUGUGAGUGCGAGUUCAAGAUCGUUUUCAAGGUCCAACACUCCUGGAACUACCUCUCCUUCAAACUGAACAACUAGUUUAUCCUAGAUUAGCUUUGAUAAUAGUCUUAAUCAGCGUGGAAGCAUAUAUAGAUUCGUAGAUGGAGUGUUUUAGUACUUUAGUUUUGUUCAGGACUUGUGUUGAGACACCUAAUUGUUAUGUUUUUUCUUUUGAAGGAGUGCACAGUGUUAUGUUAUAUACCAUGGUUAUUUGAUUUACUUUUUA
Molecule: messenger RNA, 1359 nt
Organism: Medicago truncatula (barrel medic)
Lineage: Eukaryota; Viridiplantae; Streptophyta; Magnoliopsida; Fabales; Fabaceae
Product: serine/arginine-rich splicing factor SR45a
Exons: 7
Coding region: 142-1164 (340 amino acids)
Molecular function (GO): RNA binding
Source: RefSeq, a predicted model, not a curated record